Molecule: messenger RNA, 513 nt
Organism: Malus domestica (apple)
Lineage: Eukaryota; Viridiplantae; Streptophyta; Magnoliopsida; Rosales; Rosaceae
Source: RefSeq, a predicted model, not a curated record
AUGGCCGAGGCACUCAUUUCCGUGCUUCUCGAACAACUGGCUUCGGUAACGUACCAACAAGUCGGAGAAGAGGUGAAGCUGGUUUUGAAUGCUAAAAAAGAUGUUGAUGCAUUUGCUGCCAACCUUGAAGCGAUUGGUGCUGUGCUUGAGGGUGCGGAGCAGAGGCAAGUGAAGGAGGCCAGCGUCAGAAAUUGGCUGGAGAAGCUGAAAGAUGUGUCGUACAAGAUGGACAAUGUGCUGGAUGAGUGGAAGACUGAAAUACUGAAACAACAAGUUGAGAAAGAAGAAGAGCACGGUGGAAGUACUUCUCUUGUUAAUAAGAAGAAGAAGAAGAAGGCGAUCAAAAGUCCGAAUGAAAAUUUAGAUGUGAUUGCUAAGCAAAGAGGAAGAUAUAACUUUCGAUUCACAGAGAGAGUGAUCAUUGAACAACCUGAGCGAGACGAAACUACUUCUUUUGUUGAUGCAUCUAUCAUAUUUGGUAGAGAAGAACAAAAGGAAGUUUUGGUUAGCUAG